CCGUGAGAUCGGGUUGGGGGUACCAGUCGAACUCGGAGACUUCGUUCAGGCGGCGGAAGUCAUUACAAAAGCGGAGGGUGCCAUCCGGCUUUGGGACCAUUACAAUGGGGCUGGACCAUGGACUCCGGGAUGGUUCUGUUACCCUCAACUUCAGCAUUUGUUGGACCUGAUGCCUGAUGAUGACGUUGCAUCACUCGGUCGAUCCGUUCCUUCAUUUGCCGGACGUGCUCGAUGAUGGUACGAUGAGGGGCAGGCUGCUGCUCCCACGCUUCCUGGGCCACGUCCAAGAGGCCCCGAGGUUACCGGCCGAACAGAAGCUCGAAGGGGGUGAAGCCAGUUGAGGCCUGAGGAACUUUGCGGAUCCCAAAGAGCACGUAGGGGGGUCCCAGUCCCGCUUGUCCUCCGCCGCUACGCAUCUGAGCAUUUGCUUGAGGGUUUGGUUAAAUCUCUCUACGAGCCCAUCGGUCUGGGGGUGAUAGACUUUGGUCCUCAACUGCUUCACCCGUAGCAGCCUGCAGAGAUCCGCUAUUAGCCGGGCCAUGAAGGGUGUUCCAUGGUCAGUCAGGAUCUCCGAGGGGAGGCCGACUCAGUCGGCUGGCCAGCAGAAACAGCUCCUGGGCGAUGGACUUCGUGGUGGCCUUCCGCAGGAGGACUGCUUCUGGCUACCGGGUGGCAUAGUCGACGCUGGUACUUGCUGGUGGACGAUGCAGCCUGCCAGCACUGUGCCUUCGAGCGGGCGUCGCUCUUGGACCACCCUCCGGGGGAAUGGCAGCAGCCAGUCCCCUGCCCCGCUGGGAUGGACAGCAUCUGCCAGUUCGAUCGCCUCCACCAGCAGGCGAUCGACUACCACUCAUUCCGCUACCUGUGUUGGGGUGGGGUCUCCCUCCAGCAACCAAUGUUGGGCGAUGUGGCUGAGUUCGGCUGCUUGGGCAUGGGCUGGCACCCGGGGCUUGUAUUCCCAUUCGUGAAACUGCUGGGCAGCGCACACAGGGGAGAGGCCGAGCCUAGCCAGGAUCUCUCGCUUGACUUUGGCAUAGUUGUUGGUGGUCGUAAAGGGGAGCGAGAAGUAAGCCCUCUGUGCUUCACCGGUGAGAAGGUUGCCAGCGCACGUGCCCAUUCCUCCUCGGGCCAUCUCUCAUGGUGGGCGGUGUUCUCGAAGAUUUGAAGGAAGGCCUCCACAUCGUCAUCGACAGUCAUUUUUGGUAACAGGCGGGUGGCUUGUGCCCGAGGCUCAGGUAGCGGAACGCGCUGGGCUGCAGCGACCCGGAUGGUAGCAUGUUCCUCCUCCGUCCUGCCCAGGCGAGUGGCGAGGUGUUCUGCUAUUUGCUGCUGGCGGAUGCUCACUUCAGCGAGGCGUUGUAAGACAUCCUCCAUCGCGGGGACGUCGAGCGCCGCCUUCCGUGGUGCUGAUGACACAAACAGGGAAAGAGGGGGAAAAAAAAUUAGGAGUUGGUGCGGUGAUGUUGUUGGUAAUUCUUCACUGUUUUGCCCACAUUCUCCACCACUUGUCACGGGGUGAAGAAUCACUCUACAAGGGGUGCGUGAAUUAAAUGCCCCGGAGGGUGGAUUUAUUUAUAAGUGUUGGGUGCCUGGUGAAGUGAUCUGGUGGCUGGUGCUUCCCGUGUGCUCUCCGUGCUCUUCGGUGCCAAUCAAAGUGAAAGUGGGUGUCCUGACGUGGUCCAAUGUGGGUGGGCUGUCGGUCACUUGUUGCUUUCUGUGAAGAAAUGAGAGAGGGAUUAGACCAGCGUUGCAUUCGGUUCGAGAACGUCUGGUGGAUGCAGCAUGUGCCGCUUUAGAGUGUGCAGGCUGACGGGGAGCAGCUGUGAAUGUUCAGCCGGUGAUGAGGACGUGCAGGUGUUUUCCGUUGGUUGCCAGGGCGAUGCUGAUUCCUCCGGGAACACUCGUCACAAUAUAUAUAUAUAUAUAUAUAUAUAUAUAUAUAUAUA
Molecule: messenger RNA, 1946 nt
Organism: Carassius auratus (goldfish)
Lineage: Eukaryota; Metazoa; Chordata; Actinopteri; Cypriniformes; Cyprinidae
Exons: 2
Coding region: 554-1165 (203 amino acids)
Source: RefSeq, a predicted model, not a curated record